This is a messenger RNA of Phlebotomus papatasi, 1159 nucleotides long. RefSeq names its product trypsin-1-like. Gene Ontology annotation, molecular function: serine-type endopeptidase activity. NCBI's taxonomy places the organism in Eukaryota, Metazoa, Arthropoda, Insecta, Diptera, Psychodidae. The record is from RefSeq and is a predicted model, not a curated record. Gene Ontology annotation, biological process: proteolysis. The transcript is spliced from 3 exons. Bases 152 to 925 code for a protein of 257 amino acids.
AGAGAGUCACAAAACUGGGCACGAAGACCAUGGGGAAAAAUGUGUAUAAAAAGCGGGAAAAAAUCCAAAAUAAGCAUCAGUUGUCUUCUGAGGUGGAAGAACAAUCGGGCUCAUUUGUGCAGAAAGCGAAAAAAAAAGUGAUAGAGACAAAAUGAAAUUGUUCCUGGCAAUCACUCUUCAGUUCCUAUCUGUCCUGGCAUCACCUACGUCAUCAGUGGACAAAAAUGGAGAUGGAAAAAUCGUAGGUGGAUAUCCUGCAAAUAUUGAAGAUUUUCCGUAUCAAGGAGCUCUCAUGUAUCGCAAUCGAUUCCUCUGCGGAUGCAGCAUCAUCUCUGAUCAAUGGAUUCUCACAGCAGCUCAUUGCACAAAGGGAGGCAAGGACAAAUACUUCAGUGUGAGAGUUGGAUCCAAUUAUCAUGCUAGAGGUGGAGAAGUCAUUCAAGCCAAAGAAGUAUUUAAUCAUCCUGACUACAACAGUUCAACCGUCAAUAUGGACUUUGCCUUAAUCCACCUGCAACGUCCUAUUGAGUUCAACGACAAGAAGCAACCUAUCCAUUUGUCAGAACUCUGGGAACCUAUUGCACUCCACAGCAGGUGCAAGGUUUCAGGAUGGGGCGAGACUAGAGAUUCCACAGAGUCUAAUGAAAGCCUACGAGCUGUUGUAGUUAACAUUCUCGAUCCUGAAAUAUGUCAUCAAGCAUAUUCAAAGUUCGGUGACAUUUACAAUGAGAAUAUGCUAUGUGCGGGACAUAUCGACGGGGGAAAGGAUGCUUGCUUUGGGGAUUCCGGUGGACCACUUGUUUGUGAGGGUCGCCACGUGGGAGUUGUCUCCUGGGGUGCUGAUUGUGCUCUACCUGGCCAUCCUGGUGUUUAUGCAAAAUCAGCCGUUGUGAGAGAAUGGAUCCGGAAACAUGCAGGUAUCUAAAAGGGUCGUUCAUCCACCCAGGAAGUACCCUUCGCAAGAUUCUAUUGACCUUUCUGCUGACGCCUUCAUUGAUUUCUCCAUCCAAGGAUAGCAACAAAUAUGUUGAAAAUUGUAACAUACCAAAGAUUCAACGUUUGAGAUAUAUAUUUAUUUGUGAAAUAUUGACAUAACGCGCUAUAAAAAAAAGGGUUGAAUAAACUUUUGUGAAAAAAGGAAAUUUUUCAUAAACCAUCA